Loa loa (African eye worm) is the source of this 2034-nucleotide messenger RNA. RefSeq lists its product as hypothetical. Gene Ontology annotation, biological process: choline metabolic process; acetylcholine catabolic process. The record is from RefSeq and is a predicted model, not a curated record. The transcript has 11 exons. Gene Ontology annotation, molecular function: acetylcholinesterase activity. The coding region runs from base 54 to 1832 and encodes 592 amino acids. Lineage: Eukaryota; Metazoa; Nematoda; Chromadorea; Rhabditida; Onchocercidae. Gene Ontology annotation, cellular component: plasma membrane.
UUGCAGAUUUAGAUUUAAAAAAAUAUGGUGGACUGAAAAAAGUGACGUAUACAAUGAUAAAUUUGCUGACUCUUUUCAGCUUUGCAUUAUUAUUUCAGGAAAUUAGUACGGAUUACGAAGAGCAGAACAAGUCGAUAGUGGAACUUCAAACACGUAAUGGUAUGGUGCGUGGUUAUGAAUCCGUCAUACUUGGCAAACGUGUUCGAUCAUUUCUUAAUAUUCCAUUCGCAGAACCACCUAUUGGAGAUAAUCGUUUUCGACCACCAAUAGCAAAACAACCGUGGAAGGGUACUAUCGAUGCUACCGUUCCUUCACCCGCAUGUUACCAGGGUCGGGAUACAUAUAAUGAAACAUUUUGGGGUUCCGAAAUGUGGAAUGCUAACACACCGGUUCAGGAAGACUGCUUGCGCUUAAACAUUUGGGCUCCAGCAAAUGCACACAACUUGACAACAAUGGUAUGGUUAUUUGGUGGUGGCUAUUAUUCGGGGAGUCCUUCUCUAAUUUUAUAUGAUGGGAAAGCUAUGGCAGUUACCAGUAAUGUCAUUGUUGUUAAUAUUAAUUAUCGUCUUGGACCAUUUGGAUAUCUGUAUUUGGAUCAUGACGAUGUUCCCGGUAAUAUGGGAAUGUUGGAUCAGCAAUUGGCAUUUCGUUGGAUUCAAGAUAAUAUCGUUUCCUUUGGGGGAAAUCCUUCUCGAGUUACAUUAUUUGGCGAGUCAGCCGGUGCGGCAUCAAUUGUUGCACAUCUGAUUGCUCCGGGAAGUCACGGUCUCUUCAAACGCGGCAUCCUGCAAUCCGGUAGUCUAGACAACAAAUGGUCACUGGAUUCACCUCAACGCGCUAUGCAGAAAAGCCUUGCGUUGGCUAGGCAUCAUGGCUGCCAAAGAGAAAAGAUAACGCAUACUAUUAAAUGCUUGAAGUCAAUACCGGCCGCAAAAUUGAUUGAUGGUAUGUGGGAAAACUUGGAAUUUUUGGAAUUUCCAUUUGUAAUCGUUUCAAAGGAUCGUAAUUUUUUCAAAGAAUAUGAUGCAUACAAGGUGCUUCGAAAUGGUCAUCAUAGCAUGGAUGUCGAUUUGAUGAUCGGUAUUAAUCAUGAUGAAGGUAAUUACUGGAACAUUUACUUUCUUCCACAAUAUUUUGACAAGCCAGAACAGCCGCUAUUAAGUCAAGAUGAUUUUCUGGAUUGCAUCAAUAUCGCAUUCAAAGCACAACCGAAGAUGGUUCGUCAAGCAGCUGCUUUCACUUAUAUGGAUCGACGAUGCGAGAAUAUCACUCAAAAGAAUAAAUUUUAUGCUGAACAGGUCAAUCAAAUGGUUGGUGAUUAUUAUUUUACAUGCGAUAGCGUAUGGUUUGCGGAACAUAUGAAAAAAGGAAGUGGCAAAAUCUACGUCUAUUACUUUGACCAGCGUUCUAGCGCUAAUCCAUGGCCAGAAUGGGCAGGUGUUAUGCAUGGCUAUGAAAUUGAAUAUGUAUUUGGUGUGCCGCUCUACAACACAACUGCUCCAUAUACCAAUCAAGAACGUAUUUUCAGUGAAAAAAUAUUGAAAUACUGGGCCAAUUUUGCCAUCUAUGGGAAACCAAAUUUCGAAGGUCAAGAUCGUGAUGUUUGGCCGGAAUAUCAUGAAACCGAAAAGUGGAUGUAUUUACGAGCCGAUGAGCAAAGCGGUUCGAUUGAAAGGCGAAAAAAAGAAGAGUGUGAAUUAUGGAGAAAUGUAAAGGACUUAGAAUUCGCUGACCAUUUGAGAGAAAAUAGUAGUCCCAGGCGAUGGAGACCACAUGGAUCUAUAUUAGUUGUACUCCUUUUAUUGCUCACAGUUCAUCCUAUCAGGUGGUAAUUUCUGACUUGUACUAUGCUACGAUCUACCCCGUUUACUGAAUCGUUUUCUACAUUCCAUUCUAUUUCAUCAAUUGCAGUAAUGUUUUUCCUAUAUUUGUCAAAUCUCCACCGUCCUAAAAUACAAAUUGACUUCAUUUUACUUUCAUUAUUCAAGAAGAUGUGAGCUGGGAAGUUUAAUGAUUAAAAGAAGUUUAGUAAGG